CCGGAAGUGACGUUUAGCACUGAAGCGUUCAGUCGUUUUUCACGUUGGCAUGGAUUUGGAGGAGUAAACAGAAGUUCUUUGGGCUGAUUCUGUCCUUGUUUGGUUUUCUACUUCAGUAAAACCUUCUCAGAUCAGUACUCGGGUUAAUUAAGGACUAAUAUGAGUCUUAAAUCUGACAGUCUGAGUCUGAAUGGAGGAGAAGAGCUGCAACACAGCGAGGCUAGCCAACAAUAAGCAGCACAGCUAACUAUAACGGAGCUGCAGGGAGAUGAAAAGAAGCUUUUUUAAUGGAAAUGAAGAAAAAAGUGUCGAAAUUAAGAUUGAGCCCUAAUGAGGAGGCUCGGUUAAUACGAGAGGAACAUGAGAGGAGGAGGAAACUGAGAAUACAGCAGGUGCGGGAGCAGCAGCGGUACAUCGCCCUGCACAUCCGCCAGGAGGUUGAGCAGAGGCGGCAGAAAGAGCUUGAGAAGCUUGGAGAUGAGCUGAAGGCGGACUGGGAGCGACAGCAGAGGGAGAAACUUGACACGCUGCAGAAGUUAUACCAAGAGAGCCUCCAGCUUAUCGGGCAGGGUCACAGGAGUGCUAAAGAAAACGAACCAGACUUAGCAGCCAUUGCCCAGAGAGAGGAGGAAAAUCAGGUCAAAGCAGCGGAGCGUCAUCGAGAAGCCCUGAAGGAGCUUAAAUCACAGAAACUUAAAGACCAUGAGAGGCAAAGCAGGUCACUCAAUGCCAGAAGGAAGGCUCUGCAGGCGGAAAAAGAAAGAUCAGCAAGAGUGGCCAGCCUCCCACCGCCACCACCAAACCCCAUCCAGGACAUCGAUUCCAAGAAGUCUCAUGUUGUGAAGAAAUCUGACUUGAGCGUCUUCGCUGCCACACAUUACCACAUGCCUGAGAGCACAGUGGACAGAGAGGAAGACACAGUGCAGCCUGAUGCCCACGAGGAGGCCGAGCUGGAGGUGAGGAGGCUGGAGGACUUGCAGAGAGAGAAGCAGAGGAGGAGGGAGGAGCAGCUCGAGAGGGCUCGUCUCAGAGGGAGGCAGGCGCUGAGGAGGGAACAUCUAGUGCAGGAUCGUGAGCGCCUGCUGGUUGAGCUGGAGCACAUGCAGCAGACAGACUUGCUGAGGAGGAGACAGCAGGUGGCUCACAUGCCUCCUCAGAUCUUUCAGCCUCUCUACAGGAGGCAGGAGACGAGGGAGGACUUCCAGAGGGAGAUGGAGUUUGCCUUUGAAGACAUGUAUACAGGAGAGAGGAGGGUGAAAGGUGACCUGGUGGUGCAGCUGGUACCGGAGCCUCUGCCAGCUUUGUCCACAGGCAGCCAGGACCAGGAGCUGGACGUCACACAGGAUGACAUCACCACACCAGGAAUAGAAAACGCACAGCGAGAAGCAGAGAGCAACGAGCAAGAAACAUCUUCUCAAGAAGUGCCUUCUAAACCUGCUCCCAGGCGGGCAUUGAAAAAGCUCCUAGAUCGUAUCCGGAGCCAGAGGAACCAGUGGGUAGACCAGAACAGUUGUGUUCCUGCAGCAGAUCCUCCAGCAGUCAUCACUGAUCAGAUCCCAGAGCGAGACACGACCAUAGACACCGGAUCUCUGACCAGUGAGGAGAAAGGCAGCCCGGCGCCCGUGCAGCUCCCUGACCCCGACAGCUCACCAUCAGCAGAAUCAGCUUCAGCAGAUCCUCCACAUCCUGACAGACUUUUCAACAGAAUCCAAAAGUUUGAAGAGGAACGAAAGAAAAGGGAGAAGGAGCUGGAGCGGGAGAAACAGCAGCAGGUGGUUUUGCUGCGGGAGCUGGAGGAGCAAAAAGCCAAACUGGAGCAGAUGCUGCUCGAGGCCCAGCAAGAGAGAGAACAUCUGAAGGCUUCUGUGACCCAGGAAGUACCUGUUAGACCACCAGAAGUACCCGUCCAGGACCAGGAGUUCACCUCUGUCACCCCUGGACAAGUCAGCGAGGUGAUUCCUCCUUCAGGUGAGGAUGGUCACACCAGCAGGAUAAGAGAGUACCAGCAGAGGCUGCUGGAACAAAACAGAAUCCAUCAGAGAUCAGUACAAGUGGCUCGGCAGCGCCUCGAGGAAUACCAGAGAGCUCUACGGAUUCGUUACAACAUGGCCGCUACGUCCUUUCUGCCAGCUGUCCCUCCUCCAGGUCUCAUUCACCCACCUCCACCUUCUCUUCAACUCCCCACAGCUCCUCCAGUCUCCGUAAACAUCCUCCCUGAACCUCAGACCUCUGAGGAAGUCCCCACCAGAGAGUCUGACGUGUUGUCCUCACCUCCUUGUCAUACCGGAUCCAGUUCGAGGGCCGGUUCCAGGUCGCUGUCAGAGGAAGUGGAAUCCAUUUCUCACCGCUCCAGUGAUCAGAGAGAAGAUGUCACAGCCCGGCUGACUGACAGCAUAAUGGAGAGAGUAACGAGGCACCUCACAGAGAGAGAGAAGUCCUCUGCGAUCACCACAGAGCCACAGCCCAACAAACCGUUCACAACACGACUCUCAUCCAGCGCCUCACUCCAGUCAACCUCAAACCAGAGCAUCAGAGAUGAAGUCCCAGUCUGCCCCUCAGAGUCCCCCGGCGUCAGCGUGGACGACAUGGAGAGGCAGAGACGAGAGCUGCAGGAGGUCCAGAGAAGGUUCCUGGAGCACAGGGAGUUCCUGGCUCUGCAGCAGAGACGGCAAGAAGAAAGACAGAGACAGGAAGAGGAGAGGGAGCAGAUGAGGAGACAGAAGGAGGCGCUACAGGCUCUGAUUCAAGCUGAUGCACCGCCGGUUCCAGCAGCUGCCAGUGAAGUGUUGGCUUCAGAGAACAUCAGUCAGACCCGCCUCAGGAUACUGGCCUCUCUGCUGAGAGCGAUAGAGGAGAACAAUGAAGGAACUUUAUCACGCCUGGAAGAAGAUGAGGAGGAGGAAGACAGCUCUGCUCAACAUCAUGAUGGAGAGACAGACUCCAUCCCUCAGAGCGAUAUCCCUGCUGAACCUCUGCUGUCAGUCCUUUCCCCGGUGUUUCUCCCUCCCCCUCGAGCAGCGAAGCCCCCGGUGACCCGCGUCCGUCCGGGCGUCAUGCAGAUGAUGACUGAGCAACAUGAGCUCAGUGCCAUUCAAGAGGUGGAGACACCAGUCAACGUCAGCCUAGUCGCAGGUCCAGAGGAGAGCGUUCCUUUAGACGCUGCAGGCUGGGAGGAGGAGGACUCAGAAUCAUCUCUUGCUUCUGACAGAAGUCUGCAGGCACCCUCUUUGGUCAGCAGAGGGCAGCAGACGUCUGAGAGAUCCAGCAGCCAUCAGGCCUGGAGAGAGAGGCUGCUGACGGGGGCAGGGACUUCUCCUGAGUCCUCAGAGUCUGAUUCAGUCCUCAGGAUGAUUUCACCUCUUUCCUCUGACUCUGGGAGAGGAGCUGACUUCUCUGGUCCUGCAGUCACAAGCUUCAGAUCCCCCACAGAGGCUGCACACAGGCCUCCUGAUUCUGACUGCCUCUCCUCCACCACCAUCUCCACCGGCAGCUACGUCACCACCGAUCCUGAGCUGAACUUCAACACAGAUAAAUCUCCAUCCUUCAAACAUUUUGCACAAAGGGAACAAUCAACAGGUUUACUCGACGUCUCUCCUCCAUCAGUGCAAAGUGUUGUGGACCGCUCAGCUGCAGCCCAUCCUGGACCAGCCGUGGACUCUCUGUUUAAUGACAGCAGCAUCCAGUGCAUUAUCGACAGAUACACACGAGAGCUGAACAUCUCACUCAGCACCACCGGGAAAACCACAGACAGUGAAGGCUCAAGCAUGGAGGACCCGGGCCCUUCUGUUUCUCAGCAGUCUUUGGUCAGUGUCUCAGAGAGGAGCAGGGACACCUGUACACCUGGCUCUUCAGCUCACCAGUCUCCUCCAUCAGACACAGCAGCAGCACAGGGGAGAGGCCUGGAAAGGAACAAUCCAGUCCUGGAGCACUCUGCUCUAGAGGACCCGUCACUGGCAGAGGAGCAGGACUCUUUCAGACCUCUGAUUGGUCAGCUGGCAGACCAGUCGUCCUGUCUCACAGCCGACCACAGGGACUCCACCAUGGAGCAGCUGGUUGGUCAACCAUCUGCUCAGUCGUCCAUGAUCGCUCAGCCUCCGGUGCUCUCGGUGAGCCUCGAUCAGGGCGGCUGGGAUUCCACUCUGAUGAGGAUGAUUGGUCGCCUCUCCUUUCAGUCCAGCUCCCACUGGCUGAGCGGAGGGCAGGACUUCUACGCAGGACAGCUGAUUGGUGGGAUAACUCCAGAGCAGUCGACCACAUGGCUGGACGGAGGCUUGGAGGAGAGCCGGAUGAGACCGCUGGUCGGGGAGCUGGAUGAGUCUGCAGGCCAGCACAGUGGAAGCUCAGGUGAAAAAACUCACGUGGAUCUUGGCGUUUCGACUGAAGCCAGCUUGCCGUCGUACCCACUGUUGCCUCCUGAAGCCUCCUCACACAGUGCCUCAGUCCCUGGCUCAGAGAUGCAUUCACAGGAGCAGACCCUGCAGAGCCAAACCAGUCCAACAGAGCUGGGCCCGGAGCAGACUGAAGUUUCAGUGUUUCAAGACUCUGCAUCAUUUCACCCGUUACUAGCCGAGGAGACUCAUAAUGAAACCGCAGACCCCUCGAUGACCUUUCACCAUCCAGAACACUCUCUGCCUAACUCACCUGAAGGACUCCCAGUGAGCACAGAAAGCAGCGUAUCUGAUCCUUCUGUGGAGUCUGAACCGUCACCUGAGCGCCUCAGAGCAGAGGAGCCAUCCAGCUGUGCAGCUUCAUCAGUGCUACAUGAAUCCUUCUCCCAGCUCCAGCUCCAUGAAUCUGAGCUCAUGGUGUCUCCCACCAUGAGGACAGAUGUGGACGUCACAGCUCUGAGUCUGACACGUUUGAGUAUGUGUGACGGCUCACCCUCUGAGGUGAGGUCACACACGGAGGAAGAGGAAACUGAAACAACCUGCAUUUCUAAAAAGAAUGAAGAUUCGGUCAAAUUCAGUGACGAGUGCAGUGGAGAUCUGGAGUCUGAGCAGGGUUCAAACCAAACAUCUGUCGCUCUCAUGAUAAUGGACGCUGCAAGUCAGAAGGGGAUCCUUGAGCAGUCUGAGAUAACACUGGUGAGUCUGACUGACACUACUCUGCAGGACCAAGAGACCACGCUCACUGAUGAAGAGGAUAUUUGGGAAGAGAAAAACCCAGAUGGGGUGAGAGAGGAAGGACCAAGAGGCCCAGAGAUGGAGGAGUCAGAAUCAAUGUUACUGAAUGAGACUUCAGAGGACAAGAACCAAGAGCAUCCAGGGCUCUUGGAGAUCCAAUGGGGACCCACUGAAAGCCAGCAGGAGGUUUGUCAGCAGAAGUGCAAAGCUCUGCUCCAGAGAUCAUCUCGCAGAGUCGAGGAAAUAAAAGCCAAAGCAGCUCGAGCAAAGAAACAACCGAAGAUCCAAGUGCCUUCUAAAGCCAGGGAGCGGCCUGCAGCUCAGGAACCUCAACAGGUCACCUGCAGGGCGAAGACGAAACCUGAGGGUCUAACUAAGACCAAAAGGAACCCACCUGAGCAGCACAGAGCUGCUGAGACAUCCGGCUUCAACAAUCAGAAAAAGCCUCAGCAUGCAUUCCCAGUGAGUGAAUCCAGACUGACGGAGCUGGAGGUGAAGCUCUGCACUCCAGAGCAGAGAAAGAGAGAUGUUUCUGAAAUGCACCAGAGGACUCAGAGACUGUACGAGCAGCUGGAGGAGGUGAAGCACCAGAAAGCGAUGAGGGGCCGACAGGAUGCCAAUGCAAAAAACCGACUGAAGGCCAAAGAGUUCCACAAGAAAACCUUACAGAAACUUCGAGCCAAGCAGACUCCGCUGUGAUCGACUUUGAAUGUGUUCUUGUUCUACUUCUGUUAAGUUAUUUUGUAGAGUUUUAUCAAUAAAGCAUUUUAAGUUAUUUUUAA
This is a messenger RNA of Notolabrus celidotus (New Zealand spotty), 5905 nucleotides long. It is a transcript of the gene cep295, whose product is annotated as centrosomal protein 295. Gene Ontology annotation, cellular component: centrosome; cytosol; centriole. The transcript is spliced from 29 exons. The record is from RefSeq and is a predicted model, not a curated record. Gene Ontology annotation, biological process: regulation of centriole replication. The coding region runs from base 288 to 5822 and encodes 1844 amino acids. Lineage: Eukaryota; Metazoa; Chordata; Actinopteri; Labriformes; Labridae.